Molecule: messenger RNA, 1692 nt
Organism: Sporisorium graminicola
Lineage: Eukaryota; Fungi; Basidiomycota; Ustilaginomycetes; Ustilaginales; Ustilaginaceae
Exons: 1
Coding region: 1-1692 (563 amino acids)
Biological process (GO): fructose metabolic process; fructose 2,6-bisphosphate metabolic process
Cellular component (GO): cytosol
Molecular function (GO): fructose-2,6-bisphosphate 2-phosphatase activity; ATP binding; 6-phosphofructo-2-kinase activity
Source: RefSeq, a predicted model, not a curated record
AUGGCGGCGCCGCUCUACACCACCGCCUCAGGUCAACUCUACCACGCCGGCAAAAUCCUCAUCGCCACCGUCGGUCUUCCGGCUCGCGGAAAGACACAUCUCUCACAUGCCAUCGAGCGAUACCUCACAUGGCUAGGUGUCAAGUCCGGCGUAUUCUCGCUCGGAGACCACCGCCGCAAAGUUCUUGGCGGUGCUGACAAGAUCCCGACCGACUACUUCGUUUCGGGCCCUCGGAGCCAAGAUACGGAAAAACUGCGCAAGCAGAUCCUCGAUGAUUUCGACGAUACUGUCAUCGAUUUUUUCUUCAACCAAGGUGGACAGGUUGUCGUGUACGAUGCCAACAACUCGGUGCAGAGUAGGAGGUACGCCAUUCGCGAAAAGUACGGCAAGCUGGGCGUCCACGUCAUGUUCCUCGAGAGCAUCUGCACCGACCCCAAAGUGGUCGAAGCUAACGUACGAAGCGUCAAGUUGAGCAGUCCAGACUACGUCGAUUGGGAUCCGGAGAAGGCCAUGCAGAAUUACUACGAGCGCAUCGCGGGGCAUGAGAAGACGUACGAGCCCAUCGAGAAUCCGAGCUUCCCGUACAUCAAGCUCAUCAACGUCGGAGAGCAGGUGGUGGUCAACAACAUCCAGGGCUAUCUGCAGUCGCGCAUCGUCUUUUUCCUCAUGAAUAUCCACAACCGACAUCGCACUAUCUAUCUCGCCCGAGCAGGCGAGGCGCUGGUGGAGCAUCUUUACAAGGCCGAUGCGGAUCUCUCGUCGCUUGGCUGGGACUACGCCGACGAGCUUGCCCACUUUAUGGCCAACUUGCGACGAAAGAAAGCAGGCCUGCCGCCCCUUGGCAAACCCGCUGCGGGCGAUGAUGCAGAGCAGCAGCAAGCGGCCAACAAGGACGACUUCAUGGAGCAAGACAGCAAAGCAUUCGAAGUGUGGACUUCGCAACGUCGACGAUCCUCACACACGGCCUAUCCUCUCGCUGAGAAGGGCUACAAGGUGAUCGAACGCAGCCAGUUGAGCGAGAUGAACCCGGGCGUGGUCGAUGGCAUGUCGGUCGACGAGGUCAAGCAGCGUUUCCCGGAUGAAUAUGAGCGCAAGCUGCGCGAACCCUACUCGCACCGCUUCCCUCGUGCCGAAUCGUACCACGACCUCUCGGUGCGUCUGGAACCCAUCAUCUUCGAGCUCGAGCGCACCCGCAACGACGUGCUCAUCAUUGGUCAGUCGUCCGUACUCCGAUGCCUCAUCGCCUACCUGCAAGGCCUGCAGCCGCACGAGAUUCCGAGCAUCCAGGUGAGGGAGGGUCAGCUCAUCGAGAUCUUGCCACAGGCGUAUGGAGUCAAAACAGAGGUGCACGAAUUUUGGGAUCCCGUCGCGAGAAGGAAGGAGCGCGACGCAGCGUUUGAUGACCUGGAAACCGAGGGCGAGGGUGGGCCACGAAAGACUAAUUUGGUGCAUAUCAACGAUGUCGACUUGACAAGCGAUGCGACAGCAGCAGAAGCUCCAACGGUCGGAACACAAGCAAAGGGACAGGCCAAGGAUGGCCAAUCACCGGUUCGGCUGCAGUGGGCGACCAGGAGGAAUAGCUCAGGAAAAAGUCCCGAGGGGAUCAGAGCAGACCGAGAGGCCAUCCGCGAACUUGAGGCCCAGCUCAGAGACAAUCAGAUCAAGGAGCACUCGGAACGGCCAAAUUUGUAG